Fimicolochytrium jonesii is the source of this 1920-nucleotide messenger RNA. RefSeq lists its product as uncharacterized. Gene Ontology annotation, molecular function: clathrin binding; phospholipid binding. Lineage: Eukaryota; Fungi; Chytridiomycota; Chytridiomycetes; Spizellomycetales; Powellomycetaceae. The transcript has 4 exons. Bases 338 to 1867 code for a protein of 509 amino acids. The record is from RefSeq and is a predicted model, not a curated record. Gene Ontology annotation, cellular component: endosome; plasma membrane; clathrin vesicle coat. Gene Ontology annotation, biological process: endocytosis.
AGUGAGAGAAGAACCGCCUCCCGCACGCGAAGCGAAGGAGUUCGGCCGCCGCCAUCUUCCAUCUCCACAGACGCUCCUAUCAGCUCUUUUACACCCACUGCCACUCCCACUCGGUGCUAUUCGCUGUCGUCGUGCUUGCUGCCGUCUUCGCUAGCUGUGCUCUCCAGCACCCACCCGUCAACCCGGUCACCGUUAACGUCUGCGUCAUCGCCGCUUGCAAAUUCCCACCGAAACUCCAUCAUCUCCCAUAAAAGGAGAACCACGAUAACCACUAGCGCAGCAUCCCGCCGUACCACACCAUCAUCUCCCACCACAUACCCGACGAAAUUUCCAAAGGAUGGACAUCGACAAACUGAAAAACUACGUGGACGUGUACAAAAUCACGUCCAUGGUGAAUAAAGUCAAGAACGCCGUCUACAACUACACGGAGUUUGAGAUUAAAGUCAGGGAUGCGACUAAUAAUGAGCCUUGGGGUGCUAGUUCCACGCUGAUGCAGGAGAUUGCUGCUGGAACGCAUCAUUACACGCAUUUCAACGAGAUUAUGGACACCAUGUACAGUCGCUUUCAGGAAAAGACUGGAUCCGAGUGGAGGCAAAUUUACAAGUCCCUCCAACUCCUCGACUACCUGAUCAAGAACGGCGCCGAGCGGGUCAUCGACGCCGCGCGCGAACGCGUCUACGACCUCAAAGCCCUGCGCAACUUUCACUUUGUCGACGAAAAGGGCAAAGAUCAAGGCAUCAACAUCCGGCACCGCGCCAAAGAGAUCCUUGAAUUGCUGAACGACAACGAACGUAUCAAAUCCGAGCGGAAGAAGGCGAAGGAGAAUAAACAGAAAUACACGGGGAUGGCGUCCAACUCGUCGUACAGUUACGGGUCCGGUGGUGAGGGUGGGGGUGGGUCGGGUAGCCGCUAUGGCGGGUUUGGAUCGGACAGCUACGGCGGCUCCGGAGGCGGUGGUGGGCCGAGCUAUGGAGGUGGAGGGUACGGCCGCGAUGACGCGUAUGAUAGCCGCGGCGGGUUCCGAGACGAGGACGAGAGAGGCGAUUCGGGGAGGAACUCGGAUACCUCAAAGUACGAUGCGCCCGCCGCGCCUGCCCCCAUCGUCGCGGCACCCAAACCGGCCCCUGUGGUUGAUUUGCUGGAUAUGGGGAACAGCGAUUGGACUGCUGCACCCGCCCCCACAAACAAAAGCCCGGCAACCGCCACCGCCGCGGCCCUCGACGACGAUUUCGCAGACUUCCAAUCCGCUCCGAUCGUCAACUCCCAGAAACCCGCCGGUGCCGCGUUCAGCAGCACGAUUACAAACAACAACGUCCCGUCCCUUUCUGCCUUUCCCACCACCAACAACAACACACAACAACAACAGGGAUUCGCAGCCUUCCCUGCCCCCUCACAGGGUUUCGCCGCCUUCGGAACCGCCCCUACCCCUCAAAAACCGGCUCAAACGGGCCUAGACCUCCUCGGCGGCUUCGGCUCCUCCACCGCCACCCACCCCAAUUUCAACGCCUUCUCAUCCCUCUCCCCCACCACAAACCAAAACAACAACAACUUCCUCCCAACCCCCACGAAAAAUAACAGCAGCACCCCCAACACAUCAGGAGACCCCUUCUCAACCCUCGUCUCCCUAGACCCGAACGCCCUCUCCGGGGUUGGCAAACGCGCCGAGCAUACCGGGCCGAGCUUGAAUGCUAUUGGAAGGGAUAGUAACAGUAAUGUUUAUGCGCCGCCGACAGUGGGUGGGUUUGCCGCUUUUGGGGGGCCACAGGGGCAGGGACAGCAGGGGUUUUUUGGGCAGGGGCAGGGACAGCAGCAGCAGCAGCAGCAGCAGCAAGGGCAGGGGUAUAGUAACCAGGGGUUGUUGUUUUAGAUGGGUGGUGGUGGGAAGGUAUGGGGCUGUUGGCGAGGACAGGAAGUCACGGG